UGCAGACAUGGUUGUAGACUCCCUGUUUCGGGUCUUUGUGGAGUGUCUCUGGGGUCUAGAUUUAACCUGACCCUCCUCUCCCCUAACAUGUCUUGAAAACCCUAAUGUCUGCCUCUUUUCACUUCUGAUUACAGCUCAGGGUCAAUCACAGUUGGGCGGUUAAGGUAUUUGGGAGCUGUUUCUUCUUGCUUGUCCCUCGUAGUGAAAUUAUUGUGUGGUCAGACCUUUGUUCCCUCCUUCAGUCCCUCUCUGCAGGGUUGGUUUUUGACUCCAUCUGUGAAGGAGGCCCAGUUUUCCCACUGACGGAGGCAGCAGUUUGGUGCCAGUUAAUCAUUUCUGAUCUCUCCACGCUGCCUCACAGACUCGACCCUCUACACCUUUCAUUUAGAGAAGCGGUCUCCAUCUCUUCAGACAUGUUUCCCUGCUUAUUUCUUGUCCUGGUGUUUUGGGGCCCGGUUGGCGGCGGGCCCCUGACAAACCCCCACCCCGACAUGACGGACCAGGAGCUGUUCUGGGGCAGCGACCAGUACGACUUCUCCGUGGUGCUUCCUUCUGCAGGGUUGGAGUGUUUCUGGCACUUUGCUCACCGCGGAGAGAGAUUCUACGUGAGCUUCACGGUACAGUGGGUAACAGGGAUGGCCAAUGAUCACCGGCUGUUUGUGACGGUCAGCUCACCGCAGGGAGUUCUCAUGGCUUCAAAGAACGAAGCCGUCGGUCAAAUGAACUUCCAGACUGAGGUGACAGGUUUUUACCGGAUGUGUUUUGGGAACCACAACAACCAGUUUGGAAGCAUCAGGGUCUUUCUGAACUUUGGCGUCAUCUACGAAGGCUUUGAGGAGUCAAAGAGGGAGCUGGAGGAGGGAGAGAGAGUCCUCAACAGCACUUUGGCCGGUAUUGAGGAGAGCGUACAGAGGCUCCAGAAUCAGAUCUUCCACAUGUGGCGUCAUUACAACUUCGCCCGCAUGAGGAAAGGGAAGGAUCAGUACCUCCUCCUGUCCAACCUCAACUACGUCACCUGGUGGUCGGCGAGCCAAAGCUUGGUCAUCCUCCUGUCUGGAUACCUGCAGCUCCUCGUCCUCAAAAGACUCUUCCACACAGACUCCAGCAGGCCGCGAUGCUGA
This is a messenger RNA of Micropterus dolomieu (smallmouth bass), 1121 nucleotides long. RefSeq names its product transmembrane emp24 domain-containing protein 6-like. The coding region runs from base 414 to 1121 and encodes 235 amino acids. The record is from RefSeq and is a predicted model, not a curated record. NCBI's taxonomy places the organism in Eukaryota, Metazoa, Chordata, Actinopteri, Centrarchiformes, Centrarchidae. The transcript has 4 exons. Gene Ontology annotation, biological process: endoplasmic reticulum to Golgi vesicle-mediated transport; Golgi organization; intracellular protein transport. Gene Ontology annotation, cellular component: COPII-coated ER to Golgi transport vesicle; endoplasmic reticulum; Golgi apparatus.